Molecule: messenger RNA, 1422 nt
Organism: Anoplophora glabripennis (Asian longhorned beetle)
Lineage: Eukaryota; Metazoa; Arthropoda; Insecta; Coleoptera; Cerambycidae
Gene: BBS8
Product: tetratricopeptide repeat protein 8
Exons: 5
Coding region: 1-1362 (453 amino acids)
Biological process (GO): non-motile cilium assembly
Cellular component (GO): BBSome; ciliary basal body; non-motile cilium
Molecular function (GO): protein binding
Source: RefSeq, a predicted model, not a curated record
AUGGAUGCUUUUUAUUUAACUUUAAGUUUAUUUCGGCGACGAAGGUAUGAUAAAUGUAUUGACAUAUGUACAAGUAUCUUAGAUAAGCAGCCUCUGGAUCAAGCAGCAUGGUGUUUAAAAAUGCGCGCGAUGACUCAGAGGAUAUACGUGGAUGACAUAGAAAGUGAGGAAAUUCCAGAGAGUGAUUUUUUAGACGAAAAUGUUAUGGCUUCUGCCCCUCGGCCUGGCACAUCCAUGAAAACUGCUGAACAGCCAAAAACUGGUGCUCUAGGCACGAGACCGAGGACGGCGACCGGUCGUCCCAUAUCUGGAGUAGCACGGCCAGGAACUCAAAAUCGCCCCGGUUCAGCUCUGGAUCGCGUGAGGACCGCCAGGCCAGUGACAGGACAAUCGGCCAGAGCCAUACGUUUGGGCACAGCCGCUAUGUUGUCACAGAAAGACGGCCCGUUCAUCCAAGUUUCCAGACUGAACAUUGCAAAGUACGCUAAAGAUCCCAAGUUAUCAAAACCUUUAUUCGAGUACCUUUUCUAUCACGAAGGAGAUAUAAGGAACGCCAUGGAACUCGCCGUUCAAGCUACGCAGUUUUGCGAAUUUAAGGAUUGGUGGUGGAAGGUUCAGCUGGCAAAAUGCUAUAUAGCGUUGAAUUUGAUAAGAGAAGCUGAACAGCAACUUAGAAGUGCCCUAAAGCAGCAUCACCAUGUGGAGACUUUUAUUAGACUUACUAGAAUAUACGUCAGAUUAGAUCAACCUCUGUCUGCGAUAGAAAUUUGCAAGUCCGGUUUGGAGAUUUUUCCAAAAGAUGUAUCCAUAAUGACCGAAUUGGCACGUUUGUCGGAGGCGUUGAAUGAUACACCAACCUCCGUGAAAUAUUAUCGAAAUAUUGUGAUCGAGGACGCCAUGAACACCGAGGCCAUAGCGUGCAUAGGGAUGUACCAUUUUUAUAACAGUCAACCAGAGCUAGCUUUGAGAUAUUACAGGCGUGUCUUGGCGAUGGGCGCCCACUCAGCGGAGUUAUAUAACAACUUGGGCCUGUGUUGUCUGUACUCCCAGCAACUGGACCUCACUCUCCCUUGCUUUCAGCGAGCUUUAAACCUAGCGACGGAGCCCCCGAUUAGAGCCGAGGUGUGGUACAAUUUGUCGCACCUAGCUAUAGCAGCGGGAGACAUGGAGCUGGCAAUACGCUGCUUGACUUUAUGCUUAUCUUUGGACUCUACACAUGCCUCGGCUUAUAACAAUCUAGCUGUUUUACAUCACAAAACAGGCAAGAUCAACUUGGCUAAAGCAUAUUUAACAUCUGCAAGGGAAAUGGAGCCCGACCUGGUGGAGCCUCAGACCAAUUUGGAACUUUUACAAGCAGAAUAGUUAUUUUUUAGAAGCAAGUACAUAUCUAAAAAAUUUAUAAUUUCUCUAGUUUAAAUUCAG